Molecule: messenger RNA, 1559 nt
Organism: Silurus meridionalis
Lineage: Eukaryota; Metazoa; Chordata; Actinopteri; Siluriformes; Siluridae
Gene: gapdhs
Product: glyceraldehyde-3-phosphate dehydrogenase, spermatogenic
Exons: 11
Coding region: 178-1185 (335 amino acids)
Biological process (GO): glucose metabolic process
Molecular function (GO): NAD binding; oxidoreductase activity, acting on the aldehyde or oxo group of donors, NAD or NADP as acceptor; NADP binding
Source: RefSeq, a predicted model, not a curated record
GUGCGCUUAAAAAAAAAAAGGUUGCCUUUACGUCAGGUUACCAGGGAGACCAGAGACGGGCACGCGCCCUGCAUAUAAAAAGGCGGCGUCUUGCGGAAGCUGCGCAGUGUAGCUGCAGCAUCACGAGCAGAGCCUGAGGUUUCAACUCUACAGCAAACGACCCAAUAAUCUGAAAUCAUGUCCAACCUUUGUGUCGGAAUCAACGGAUUUGGCCGUAUCGGCCGCCUGGUCCUCAGGGCCUGCCUGCAGAAAGGGAUUAAAGUCACUGCCAUCAACGACCCCUUCAUUGACCUGCAGUACAUGGUCUACAUGUUCAAGUACGACUCCACCCACGGACGCUACAAGGGGGAGGUGCGUCAGGAGGGCGGCAAACUGAUCGUGGACGGACAGGCCAUUUCCGUCUUCCAGUGUAUGAAGCCUGCUGAGAUCCCAUGGGGCGACGCUGGUGCUCUGUACGUGGUUGAGUCCACUGGAGUUUUCCUCAGCAUUGAGAAAGCUUCUUAUCACAUUCAGGGCGGAGCCAAGCGUGUGGUAGUCUCCGCCCCCUCCCCCGACGCCCCUAUGUUUGUGAUGGGAGUCAACGAGGACAAGUACGACCCCUCCAGCAUGACCAUCGUCAGCAACGCAUCCUGCACCACUAACUGCUUGGCUCCUUUGGCCAAAGUCAUCCAUGACAGCUUUGGUAUCGAGGAGGCUCUGAUGACCACAGUCCACGCCUACACCGCCACCCAGAAGACGGUGGACGGCCCCUCUGCCAAGGCGUGGCGCGACGGCCGUGGUGCUCACCAGAACAUCAUCCCCGCCUCCACAGGAGCUGCCAAGGCUGUGGGCAAAGUCAUUCCAGAGCUGAACGGGAAGCUGACCGGCAUGGCGUUCCGCGUCCCCGUGGCCGACGUCUCCGUGGUGGAUCUGACCUGCCGCCUCUCCACCCCUGCCAGCUACGCUGACAUCAAGGAGGCCGUCAAGAAGGCUUCUCAUGGAUCUCUGAAGGGAAUUCUGGGAUACACAGAGGACUCUGUCGUAUCCUCCGACUUUGUUGGAGACACCCACUCCUCCAUCUUCGAUGCCGGUGCCGGGAUUUCCCUUAACGACAACUUUGUUAAGCUGAUUUCCUGGUAUGAUAACGAGUUCGGUUACAGCCACCGCGUCGCCGACCUCUUAAUGUACAUGCACUCCAAGGAGUAAACGUCUGGCCGAGGAACCCGGACGAGAACCGCAUUCCUUCUUUUACAUGCACUUAUGAGUCAUAGCUGAAGCACGAGCAUCCCACAAAGUCUCUACAAGACCAGCUAGUCUCUGUAGUGAUCAGUGUGUGUGCGAGUGUGUGUGAGUGUGUGUGUGUGUGUGUGUGUAUGUUAGUGUGUUGUUCCUUUCUCCCAGAGGUGCUUUUGAGUUGAGCAGUAUUUGUGUCUGUGUCACUUAAUGAAGCGUUGCUGUAGAUGUUCCCAUACUGGAUGUUCCUGUAAUAACGCUGUAAUCAGAUCGACGGUUUAAUGUCAACAGAGGAAAAUUAAACACUUUAAAAAGAAACUAACAUCAAAUAAAUAGUUUGAAAAAUA